AUGUCAGACAGUCAAAGUGCACUUGGUCAACCGAAUGAGGAAUCGGCAUUUCGGUUCCAUGUUCUAGAAAACAACAAGAAGAUGCAGUCGGACAUUCAGUGGAAGACAAUCCUUUUCUGGAAUGAAGCAUAUGCUGGAAAUAAAACUUUUGACAUUGGGAUUGGAAAAGAUAAGUUUUUAAAAGCCAACUGCCCAGUUUGGCAGUGUAAAACGACAAGCGAUCGAAACAUGUUACCUAUUGAAAGCUAUGAUGCAGUGGUAUUCAAUCAGCGAAAAUGGACUCCAACGGAUCUCCCGGUCAAUCGGUCACGUCAUCAGCGUUACAUCUUUUGGAGCAGAGAAUCACCAGGCUGGCGUUACGUUAAUACAAACACCAUGGCCGAAUUUUUCAACUGGACAAUGACGUAUCGUUGGGACUCGGAUAUUGCUUAUCCUUACGGAUGGAUAACUUUGACGAAUCCGAUUAUUGGGACGAAACUUUCUGACACGCACGAAUUGGAACAACUAAUUGCUGAAACCCAUUUCGAUUCAACAAUCAGUUACACAGCCGGAAAAACCAAGAAGGUGGCUUGGUUCGUCUCCAAUUGUAAAUCUUUAAGCGCUCGAAACGAAUACGUCGAUCGACUGAAAACUUUUAUCGACGUCGAUAUUUAUGGGGAGUGCGGGAAUAUGAGUUGCUCUCGUUCAAAUCCGGAAUUGUGUCGCAAAAUGUUGGAGCGCGAUUACAAAUUCUACCUCUCACUGGAAAACACACUGUGCGAAGAUUAUGUCACGGAAAAGUUUUUCGAUCAGAUGCGCUACCACAUAAUUCCGAUCGUCUUUGAUCUACACGGCCACCACGCACGAAUGGCUCCCCCACACUCUUACAUUAAUGCAGCCGAUUAUCAGUCCGUCCGGGAGCUGGCCGAUUAUCUGACUUUGCUAGAUGGAAACGACACACUUUACAACGAGUAUUUUUGGUGGAAAAAGCACUAUGUCGUAAACAAUAACGACGACGGAAUAAAACGGAGCAUGUGUGAACUUUGCCGUAUGCUUCACGUUCCCAAUAAGCCUAGAAAAAUUUACAGCGACAUGAAUAAUUGGUGGGACAUCCAGGCUACCUGUCAAACAAUAACAUUUUCCGAUGAAACGGAAUUCGCCGAAGAGUCUGAUGGAGAGGACGUGUGGGAGGCCGAGCCAAUGCUUGUAAGGUGGUUCGGGUAA
Molecule: messenger RNA, 1203 nt
Organism: Daphnia pulicaria
Lineage: Eukaryota; Metazoa; Arthropoda; Branchiopoda; Diplostraca; Daphniidae
Product: alpha-(1,3)-fucosyltransferase C-like
Exons: 1
Coding region: 1-1203 (400 amino acids)
Cellular component (GO): membrane
Molecular function (GO): alpha-(1->3)-fucosyltransferase activity
Source: RefSeq, a predicted model, not a curated record